AUGAAGGUGCAGCAUCUGAUGGGCAGCCCCUGGGGCCCGCCGGGCGCCCGGCCGGAUGGGCUGCACCGUGAGCCUGGUGUGCUGCGAGGCGUUGGAGCCCGGGCCCCCCUGCGGUUCGCCGCCCGCGGGGAGCCCCCCGGCCCCCGCGCGGGCAGAGAGCAGGGAGCCCCGGGGCUCGGCCCGCGCCGAGAGGCGGCGGCUGCUCCUCCAGCCAGAGGACCUAGAGGCCCCCAAGACCCACCACUUCAAGGUGAAAACCUUCAAGAAGGUGAAACCCUGUGGCAUCUGCCGCCAGGCCAUCACCCGGGAGGGCUGCACUUGCAAAGCUUGCAGCUUCUCCUGUCAUCGGAAAUGCCAGGCCAAGGUGGCUGCUCCUCUGUUUGGAAAUGA
Octodon degus (degu) is the source of this 390-nucleotide messenger RNA. RefSeq names its product collagen alpha-1(I) chain-like. NCBI's taxonomy places the organism in Eukaryota, Metazoa, Chordata, Mammalia, Rodentia, Octodontidae. The record is from RefSeq and is a predicted model, not a curated record. The transcript is spliced from 5 exons. The coding region runs from base 1 to 390 and encodes 129 amino acids.